AUGAGCUUGAGCGCGCGAUCGCACUCGGCGUCGAGUCGGGGCUCGUCCAAUAACCUGAUCCAUGGUGGCGGUGGUGGCUCUCGACGCUACCGUCGUGUUGCACAUACGCCGCAGGUGGAUGACACGCUCUUCGGUGAGAAGAACCAGCUACUCAAGAGCCGCAAGAAUGACCGCACGCUCCAAGCUGGAAGGGACAUUGUUGGAGCGCAUCCAGGCGCUUCGUCGAACCAAGAAGGCGGGAAGCGAGUAGUGACCAAGGCCCAACUCGUGGUGGUGCCUGAAGACGAACUCGAGCGCAUCAGGGCCGAGACGAAAAUCCUGACUCCGGCCGAUAUCGAGGCGCUGGAGGCCAAGCGAGAAGCCGAUCAAGAGUAUCAGCGAUUGACGUCGAAGGCUCGCAAAGAGCACAUGCUCAAGCUCAGCGAGGAAGCAGCACAACGAGCUCCGAAGAGCGAGAUUGAGCAAAUUUUCUCCGCUGAGAAGCACGAGAUUCUGCGCCGUGCGCAAGUACUGAAAGACCAGAUGCACGACAGCGUGAAGCUGAUGAAGACGCUCGGCACUCGCGCGCAAGCCUUCACCAUUCGUGAUCAGCAGCUCAAGGUGAAGAAGGAGCUAGAAGAGGAGCACCACGUGUACGACGAGAAGAUGAACACCUUGAUGGAGAUCGAGCGGCUUGAGAGCCUCAAGCGCCAAGAACACCGUGAUGAGGUCAAGAAGCAGAAGCGAUACGCAGAUCGCAAGGUGCUGGAAGACCAGAUCGAAGACCGUCGUCGCCAGCGUCAGAAGGAGAGCGAGAUGAUCGCCCAGGAAGCGCAGGAGAUGUUGGCUAAGAUUCAGCGUCAGCAAGAGGAGGCCGCGGAGAAAGAGAAAACCAAGGCUCUGCGCGCGCAGCGCUCAAUGGAGGAGAUCAAGAGGUUCAACGAGGACAACUUAUUGAGGAAGCAGGAGGUGCAGCGCAAGAUCAAGGAAGAGGAGGACCAGGUGCUAGCGUACCAAAAGAAGAAGGCCGACGAUCUGCGGCGGCGUGAAGAAGAAGAGGCUCAGCGACGUCACGAAGCAGAGCUGCGUUGUGCCAAGCUACGCUCCAUGCAGGAGAAGAUGGCGAACGAGAAGGCUGAGCUCGAUGAACUGCGUGCUAAACGCGCUGCAGAAGCUCGUGAACGGCAAGCGCGUGAAGCUGACUUGGCUUUGGCGAGGAAGCAGAAGGAAGAGAUGGAUGAGUUGCGGCGUGCUCGCAACGCUCAGGCUCUGCACCGUGAACGUGCUCGCGUGAAGGAGGCAACGCUCCAGCAGCGCGAGUACGAGUCGAUCAUGGUGCAGGUCGAGUCGGACAAGGCGCGCGUGAAGACGGAGGACGAGAAACGCAAGCUGGCCAGCAUGGCGCACCGUCGUGUGCUGCAGUCGCAGAUCGAAGAGAAGGAGCGUCUGAAGAAGCUCGCGUUCGUCAAGAAGCAGGAGGAGGGUCAAGCGCUGAAGGAGGAGUUCGCUCGAGAGCUGGAGAAGCUGGAGCGAAUUCGUAUGGAGGAGGUUGGCGAGCUGGUUGAAGCGGGUGUUAACCCGCUGUACCUGUCGGAGAUGAAAGCGCUCGUCAUUGAGAAGCAGAUCCGGUAGACACCGACGCAAUAAACCUUGAUAACCAAUUUCCU
Messenger RNA from Phytophthora sojae, 1646 nucleotides. RefSeq lists its product as hypothetical. The coding region runs from base 1 to 1611 and encodes 536 amino acids. The transcript has 3 exons. The record is from RefSeq and is a predicted model, not a curated record. Lineage: Eukaryota; Oomycota; Peronosporomycetes; Peronosporales; Peronosporaceae.